AACAUGCCACCCCCAGACUCAACGACCCCCCGGAAUCUAGAAAUAGCAUUUAUCUCUGGCCCUCUGGACAUAGGCCUAGACAACACCUACUUCCACACCCACUACGUACCUCAAAUCAACACAGCUAUCGACCGCGGACAUCGCUUUGUGAUCGGCCCCGUCGCCGGUGUAGACAGGGCCGCAUUGGAUUAUCUCCUCUCGUAUCCUAUUCCUCCAUCACAUAUCACUAUUUUCGUGACUCCUACUGAGAAUAUAUUGAUGGGCGAUGAAUUCCGCUCUCGUGCGGUCAAUGUACAUGUUGUCGAUGGGGGUCUGAAUAUGACGACUCGGGAUCGCGAUGCGGCGAUGACCAGAGCUAGCUCUUAUGAUAUUCUCAGGUGGAGACCGAGGAAGGAGGCGAAGGAGUUCUACGGACCGAUGUAUAGGGAGGGGUACGUCACGAAUACCGAGAUGAAUUGGAGGCGGCGGAGGGGAAUUAGUGAGACCGAGGUAGUGAAGGAAGAAGAUGUGGAUAUCUUUCGUGAUGACAGGAAGCGCUCCUUGGGGAAACAACUUGUUAAUGCGCUUUCCGACUCAUUUUGCACUGUUUCACAACCCUCUUAGGAUUGAUCUAGUUGGGAUGAUAAUGGAGGUGUUUAUGAGAUAUAGCGUUUUCAAAGCUGUAUAGAUUCAAAUGAAUAUCUGUGUAAUUGUACACAGGAUAUAUCUAUAAAUACAAGUAC
This is a messenger RNA of Aspergillus pseudotamarii, 722 nucleotides long. RefSeq lists its product as uncharacterized. Bases 4 to 603 code for a protein of 199 amino acids. Lineage: Eukaryota; Fungi; Ascomycota; Eurotiomycetes; Eurotiales; Aspergillaceae. The record is from RefSeq and is a predicted model, not a curated record. The transcript has a single exon.